AUGGCAACCAUCACUUCGAGCACAAACAACUGUAUCAAAUUUGUUCCCCGAGGUAGCAAUCCCGUCUGGCUACGCAUCCAUCCUGGCCAAGGCUGUUGGUCCUAUAUGGGCAGAACGAAAAGCAACGGAGCUCAAGAUGUAUCAUUGCAACAGCCUGGGUGUGUUCAUGAAGGUGUGGCUAUUCAUGAAUUUUUGCACGCUUUGGGAUUUGCUCACGAGCAAACACGACCUGAUCGUGAUAGAUACGUCAAGGUCUAUCCAGAGAACAUGAUAUCAGGCACUGAGCAUAACUUCCAGCGUUUUACAAACAGCGAAAUCAACACACUUGGCGAAGCGUAUGAUUAUGGCUCAAUUAUGCACUAUCAAAAUGAUGCUUUCUCGAAAAAUGGCAAACCAACCAUUCGACCGUCGUUGGCCGGUUACGAAAAUUGGGAAUCACAGAUGGGUCGACUUUACAAGUUGAGCGGACAAGAUAUUCGAAAGCUGAAGAAAUACUACAAUUGUGGAUAG
This is a messenger RNA of Rotaria sordida, 510 nucleotides long. The record is from the annotation of a GenBank genome assembly. Lineage: Eukaryota; Metazoa; Rotifera; Eurotatoria; Philodinida; Philodinidae.